AUGGCUGAGGGGCCCUGCACCCUGCCCGGGGCCUGGCGCUGCCUCCCUGCCCCCAGCAUGCUCCCAGCCCUUCCUCAGCAGACGCCCAGCUCUGGAGACAGCGCACACAGGAAGAAGCUGGUCACGUCCCAUGGAGACGAGCUGGAGCUGAUUCGACCCAGCAUCUACCGCAAUGUGGCCCGCCAGCUGAACAUCUCGCUGCACUCUGAGACUGUGGUGACUGACGCCUUCCUGGCCGUGGCUGCCCAGAUCUUUGCCGCAGGCAUCACAUGGGGCAAGGUGGUGUCCCUGUACUCCGUGGCUGCGGGGCUGGCUGUGGACUGUGUGCGGCAGGCCCAGCCCGCCAUGGUCCAUGCUCUCGUCGACUGCCUUGGGGAGUUUGUGCGCAAGACCCUGGUGACCUGGCUGCGGAGACGCGGUGGAUGGACCGACGUCCUCAAGUGUGUGGUCAGCAGCGACCCUGGCUUCCGCUCCCAUUGGCUUGUGACCACGCUGUGCAGCUUCGGCCGCUUCCUGAAGGCUGCCUUCUUUGUGCUGUUGCCGGAGAGAUGAGCCUGGCCCUGGAUCCAGAAGCCCCCGCCCCGCCCCCUGCCAAAACAUCGCCCUCCUCCCUCAGAGCCCCUCUCCUACACCCAGGCCCUCGGGACAUGGGAGCACAGGGCUCCCCUGGGCCUGGAACUGGCCUUUGGUGUUGACCUGUGGCCCCAUCCUGUUGUGCCCCUUCUCCUGGAGCCAGAAGAUCAGGGUUACCUCCCAGACCCUAAAGGAAGGCAGCUAGAAACACCACACUCUCGCCUGAUGCCAGGGUCCCAUCCACGAAGGGCGACCAUGUCAGGACAUUCGGCUGAAGGUGACCUGGGCCUGGCCAAGGCUAGAGGAGCGGUGGGUCUUACUGAUCCCACAAACUGAGUGUAAGGCUCAUGUGCUGUUGCUUAAUCCAUGUCUGGAGGGACAAUGUCCUCAGCUGUGGCUGUGUCCUUGUGUGGCAGGGACCAGGGAGUGGGGCUCCAGGUCGGUGUACCUGUCCUGUGGAUGCAUGAGCUCCUGACCCACCUACAAGGAUGGGGUGUGUGUUUGAUUCCAAUAAAGUGUCACAAGAGUGGAGGGUGA
Molecule: messenger RNA, 1110 nt
Organism: Miniopterus natalensis
Lineage: Eukaryota; Metazoa; Chordata; Mammalia; Chiroptera; Miniopteridae
Source: RefSeq, a predicted model, not a curated record